This is a messenger RNA of Macrobrachium nipponense, 1170 nucleotides long. RefSeq lists its product as uncharacterized. NCBI's taxonomy places the organism in Eukaryota, Metazoa, Arthropoda, Malacostraca, Decapoda, Palaemonidae. The record is from RefSeq and is a predicted model, not a curated record. The transcript has a single exon. The coding region runs from base 1 to 1170 and encodes 389 amino acids.
AUGUGGCCCUACCGACCUCCCCGCCAUUCCCAGCUCAGGCAGCCCUACCCACCUCCCUGCCUUUCACUGCCCCAGUGGCCCAACACACCUCCCCACCGUCCCCUGCCUCGGUGGCCCAACUCGCCUCCCCACCGUCACCUGCCCCGGUUGCCCAACCCGCCUUCCCUUGCAGCCCAACUAGCCUUCCAGGCGUCCCAUGCCACACCGGCCCUACCCACCUCCCCGCCGUCCCCAGCCCCGGCAGCCCAAGACAGCUCCCCACUGUCCCCUGCCUUGGCGGCCCAACCUGCCUCCCCACCGUCCCCAGCCCCGGCAGCCCAAGACAGCUCCCCACUGUCCCCUGCCUUGGCGGCCCAACCUGCCUCCCCACCGUCCCCAGCCCCAGCAGCCCAAGACAGCUCCCCACUGUCCCCUGCCUUGGCGGCCCAACCUGCCUCCCCACCGUCCCCAGCCCCGGCAGCCCAAGACAGCUCCCCACUGUCCCCUGCCUUGGCGGCCCAACCUGCCUCCCCACCGUCCCCUGCCACGGCGGUCCAACCAGCUCCCCACUGUCCCCUGCCCUGGUGGCCCCCCCAACCCGCCUCCCCCCCCGCCCCGCCCUCCCCAGCCCCAGGGUGGCCCAGCGCCGCCCUCCCAUUCCGUCCCCAGCCCUGGCGGCCUAACCCCCCUCCCUCCCGCCCCUGGCAGCCCAACCCGCCUCCCCGCCCUCCCCUGCCCCAGUGGUCCAACCAGCCUCCCCCUUGUCCCCUGCCCCGGCAGCCCACCCGCCUCCCCGCCAUCCCCUGCCCUGGCGGCUCAACUCGCCUCCCCGCCCUCCCCAUGCCCUGGCCGCCCAACUCGCCUCCCCGCCUUCCCCUGCCUUGGCCCAACCCGCCUCCCUGCCAUCCCCUGACACGGCCGCCCAACCCACCUCCCCUGCCCCAGCCACCCAACCCACCCACCUCCCCUGCCCCAGCCGCCCAACCCGCUCCCCGCCCUCCCCUGCCCAAGCGGCCCACCAGCGGCCCAACCUGCCUCUCCACCACCGUCCCCAAGCCCCUGGCCAUAACCCACCCUCCCGGACCCCGCCGGGAAGGGGGGGUUUUUUGGCCCCAACCCGCCUCCCUGCCCUCCCAAUUCCCCCUGCCCCAGCAGUCCCAAACCAAGCCUCCUCAUAUUGUUCCCCACUGA